GUGCACUUAGUCAGUAAUAUGAACAUAAACCGCUAUCACAAUGUUGUUAGUUUACGGUCUGCUCCUACUGAGUGUCCAAAUUGUGUUACAGGCGCGACAAUGUUACGGGUUCACGCUGAGUUGGGGCCGUAAUACACAUCGAACAUGCAGCCCCAUCAAUAUGUUAUGUACGCAUACGGAGCAGUGCUGUUCUGGUGUCUGUGUUCACCGGAUUUACAUUUACGUGAUAAAGGUGAAGCAGUGUACAAUGCUGGAUCACCUGGAGCUGAUGAGUCCUGAAGAACAGCUGACAUACUUGCAGAGUGAAGCUGUCCGUGACAACCUCACCAGGCUGGGAGGACGAUUGAAAAUGGUGCAAAACCCUGAGGAUAUUGACCCCAGCCAUCCCUUGUCACUUAUUACGCUGAACGAUGGUGAAGAUAUAACUAAUAAUGGAGAAGUUAAGGUUUAGUUUUAAGUUACGUAAGUAAACACAAGGUAUCAAGGAGUAGGAAGUC
Molecule: messenger RNA, 497 nt
Organism: Macrosteles quadrilineatus (aster leafhopper)
Lineage: Eukaryota; Metazoa; Arthropoda; Insecta; Hemiptera; Cicadellidae
Exons: 3
Coding region: 41-451 (136 amino acids)
Source: RefSeq, a predicted model, not a curated record